Molecule: messenger RNA, 3378 nt
Organism: Spirometra erinaceieuropaei
Lineage: Eukaryota; Metazoa; Platyhelminthes; Cestoda; Diphyllobothriidea; Diphyllobothriidae
Source: the annotation of a GenBank genome assembly
AUGAGCAUUCGACAUCUCGAUGUAGAGGCAGACGAGGUGAUGAUGUCAUUUGAAAUGAUCUCGUCACUCAUCUCUAUCCUACCCGUUCUGGCUAUCGACAAUAUCAACGGCUUUUUGAGGGGAAAGUGUGUUGAGAACAACCCACAGUCCAAACGAGUGCGUAUCAUCGAAAUCCUAGAAUUGGGCCCUAAGACAUUCUUCACAUUCGACGGCCAAGUCUACGGGCAAAAGAAGGGCACACUGAUGGGCUCGCCUCUGACUGAACUAAUCGUCAAAGUAUUUUUGCAAAGGCUCGAUUAGCUGAUCUUCAGCUCCUACCACCCGAUGUUCUGGGCCUGAUAGAUCGAAGACACAUUCGUCAUCAUCAGGAGGGGCGACGUGCAAUCUUUUAAGACACUACUGAAUUCAGUCUUUCCCGACAUUCAGUUUACUAUAAAGGAAUAAGUCAACAACCAGCUGCCACUCCGGUCGUAUCUUAUUUCAUGGCCGUAUCUGCAGUAGAUAAGCCCAGCCUAAUCCCUAGUCAUAACCGCUAAUCCCAACCCCUAACCCUGACCUCUAACCCCUACUCCUAACCCUGACCAAUAACCCCAACUCCUAAUCCUAACCCCUAGCAGGUACGACUACGGAACAAGAUCUCGCCGUCCUUCCUCGACGGACAAAUCGCAAAGCCGGUACACAGGUAGAUAAGGACAACGGUCUACCAUUAGGUAAGCAAUACCAGGCGCACCCUCUUGAUCACAAACACCGUUGUGUCAGAACAAUCUUCCCAUUUGUUCAAAUACACUGUACGGAGGACAGUAGGAGGAGGUAAAGUACCAACACGCCCUUUUCAAAACCAGUAGCUGCCCGAAGUGCCUCAUGCGUAAGCGCCAUCGACAGCCUCAUUUUGUGCGCUUGAACGGAAAAAAGCCGAAGUUCUGCCCCUCAAGUCCCUAGGUGGAGAAGGUUUCAUGGGUGAUGGCAAGAAUUCUAAAACUUUGUGGAGUCAGUGUGGACUUAUAAAACGGAAUCAGCACCAAGACAGUAAAUAGGAAGGCUCAAAGAGCCAUUAGAGCAGUGGUCCACAACAUACAGGAGAUGUGAUAACUCAUAAAAUGUUAACCGAAACUCUGAAAUGCGUUUUCGACUCGAAAAGAUUACUUAAAUAAGGUUGUAAUAUUUAUCAUCAUGCAGGAUAAUCUCAUAAUAACUCGGUUAUUAUAGCAUGCCGACUUUUGGACGAACUUCCUUCCGGUCGCCUGCAAAAAUUGCACUUUGUGAAAAAUGACUACAUAAGCAGUACAAUUUUUGUCAUUGAUUUUCGAUACCCUUAUAAAUUUAGAUAUAUUUCAUAGAAAUAAUGCAUAAACAUAUUCAAUCAUUUACUCAUUUUAUAGAUAAUUACGCUGUCUUCGAAUUGUAUACUUGAAGGAAGGGUAUAACUCGGUUUUAAGAAAGUUUAUGAUUAUGAGGUAUUUUGAGACCGUGAAAUUCCCUUUCAUAAAACAUCUUCUGUCUGCAUUUACUAAUGCUACUUAUAAGCUAUGCAAUGUUGUUCACAUCCACUGUACAAUUUUAUCAACUGCAUAUGGCCUCCUUUUAGUAGUGUCCAAAAAUAUAUGAUUUUCCGUGCACGGAGAAUAUGCAGUCCGUAUUUGGAAACCCCGAAUGCAAGUGCAACGGCGGGUCGGGUUCGAAGUUAUUCUGGAAUUGGAAAAGUUUUACAUACCGUAACCCGAUACCGAUACUAGCUAAAAGCACAGACGUGUCCCUUUACCGUAUAGAUUUCAUACUGCUCGUAGCAUUACUUGUUUAUGGAAUCGGCCUUACGUGGUUGGUCCACAGUAGUUAAUUGUCUUCGACCCGAAUGUUCAUUGAAAUUUCGAGCCUGGCCCCGAAAAGCCAUGUACAGUAGACUCAACCCCAUGUUCUGCACUGAAUAAUUCCUGAAAUUAUUCGAUCGGUGAGCGCCCCUCUAACAUUGUACAUUCUUGGUCGCAACCGACAGGACGACGGUCCCGUGGCUCAGUGGUUGGAGUCGCUGGACAUUUUACCAACAGCUCGCGGGAUCGAACCCCAGGUGUUCAACACUUCGGGGUUGGGUAUGACUGGCUGACGACGGCCAAUAAACCAGAAAUUGCCGCUCCAAUCUCCCUUGUCUUUGUCGGUAAUGUCAUUCUGCCCUUAUAUAUAUUCGCAGAUACUGAAGCAUCAGCAAACACAAGAGAGGCUAUUUCUGGCUUAUUAGUCGUCCACACCCAAUCAGGCCUAAUCCGAAGUGUGAACCACCUCAGAUUUAAAUCUGGGAGCCUUGGUGAUUAAUUCAAACUCACCAUUAGCUGCAUAGUUUACUAGUCGCCACGCGACUGCCUGCGAAGGCUCUAGAUUGAGCCCCAAGACACAAGGGGACCAGCAUGAUCCGUAGCCUAAUUGACGAGAGACUGAACUGCAGGGCGCAGCUCGACAGUCACGUCCCCAUCCAUGGCACGUUUGUUGUUUCGUCCGAGAAAUCAGAACAGGAUUUUGGUAACGGUGGAGUACAGCAGGCAGAAGCGUGUUCACCGACAGGGCUGCUCAUCCAGUUGUGCCUUAGUUUAGAACUCUGGCAGACAGCAGUGGAGCGACCAGGAGUCUCGACAAAGACAAAAGUGACUGGGAUGGCCACUUUUGCCCGUCGCCAGCCGGCCUUACCGAUACUCAGGUUUUUUCGCACAUACGCCUCAAACCUGCAUUAUUUUGCCGGACCUUCUUUCUGCAUGUAUAUGCUCUACACUGAGCAUCCCCCGCAGCCCUAUCAGUCAAUGCACCUUCAGCAUAAGUACUGCAGUUUUUAAGUAACUUUAGAUGUCGAAUAUUAAAAAAAUUAUAAAUUUCUGCAAAAUGUAUAUUAGAGAUUAUGCCAAACCAAUUAAACUAACGAGUAUAACGACAAGAAUAUUACGGCUUAAUAGGAGUUAAUGAACUUUUGACAAGUGGGUGUAAGAACUCUCGCGAGGAGGCCACCAUGCAAAAGCAGAUGACUCCUUUGAGGUCCUUCCCUCUACCGUCGUCGUCGUCGUCGCCGCCGUCGCCUCCUCUCCCCCUUCUGCUUCUCCCCCCCUCUUCUCUUCCUUCUCUUCCUCCUACCCCAUCAUUCCCCUCUCUCUCCUUCCCAUCCUCCUCCUCCUCCCCCCUCUGCCCCCUCCCUCUCUUCUCUUCCUCUUCACCCCCUCUCCUCUUCCUCCUCCUCCUCCUCCUCCUCCUCCUCCUCCUCCCGGCAUUGUCCCGAACCUCGUGCACAUCUUCACUGGUGAUGCGUGUGUGAUGUUAGUGUGUCCGCAGUCCUUGAGCAAGAACAUCCAGCAUGGCCUCUCAUUCACGCGAUUUUGUCAUGUGGCGAAAGCGGGCGUCUUUUGA